ACAUAAAAAAAAAUUAUAAAACCCCUAAUUCAUGAACCAAUCCUUCCUGUAACCUGUUCCUGAUGUAAUUCUCUUCCAAUUUGAUGCAGUCCAAAUUUUGCCCUAAUUAAUCAGCAGUUUUAUUAUUAUUGCAAUGGGAAUCGGAAAGCUGAUCGUUGUAUGUCAAUCCGGCGGAAAGUUCACCAUCAACGCUGACGGAACACUAUCCUACUCUGGCGGCGAUGCCCACGCCACCAGUCUCACCGUCGAUACUAAAUUUGGUGAUUUCAAGUCUGAGAUUGCUGAUAUGUGGAAGUAUGACCAUGACUCUCUCACCAUUAAGUACUUACUCCCCAACAUAAGCGCACCCUUAUAACCAUUUCCACUAACAGAGACAUUCAGCGCUUCCUUGAGUUCCAUGAAGAUUCUGCUUCUGCUGAUGUUUAUGUCCUCACUCCCUCGCCUCCUGCUCCUAGCGAUGCCACCUCCAUGCCUUGUAGCAGGUUCAGUCAUACAACGCCCAAUGUAUCUGUUUCUCCUGUUGAUGCUCCAACUGAUUUUGCCACCGAUGAACCUAUAUAUCCUCCCGAUGCUCCUAUGGAUUUGCUUCCUGACGCAGAAGACACCAAGAAGCAGAAACACCUCGGAUUUCAUCGUGGAAGAGUUGCAUUACAGGAGUAGGUCAGAGUUUUAAUACUCGGCGUGAACUUCACGAUGCUUUGGACAAGUUUUCUUUAGCACACGGUUUCCAUUACAGUCUUAAAAACAGCGGUGGAAGGCGUUUUCGGGCGAGGUGUAAAGCUGAAGGGUGUCCUUGGUUCAUUGUUGCGCCAAAAUUGACUAACACCAAUUUGUUCAGGAUUAAAAAGAUGAAUGACACCCAUACCUGUGGUGUGGGAUCGAUACGAACAAGUGCCUCGAAGAAAUUGGUUGCGAGUAUUGUAAAGGAAAAGUUACGAGAUACCCUGACUUAUAAGCCACAAGAAAUCAUCGACGAUAUUCGACUGGAUUUGGGGAUCGAGCUAAAUUAUGCACAGGCCUACAGGGGGAUAGCUGCUGCACUAGAGGAAGUUCAAGGUUCACAUAGAAAGGCUUAUAAUCAGUUGCCUUUGCUGUGUGGGAAAAUAUUGGAAACAAAUCCUGGCAGUGCUGCCAUUCUCAACACCAAAGAAGACUCGAGUUUUCAACGAAUAUUCGUCGCUUUCCAUGCAUCACUCUAUGGAUUCUGGAAUGGUUGCCGCCCUCUACUUUUUCUUGGCUACACAUCUUUGAAGUCGAAAUAUGGGGGAGAACUGUUUACUGCCACUGCUUUGGAUGGAAAUGAUGGUAUUUUUCUAGUAGCUUUUGCCAUAGUAGAUGUAUUGAGUGAUGAUAAUUGGCAUUGGUUUCUGCAGCAGCUGAAGACUGUGCUCUCUAUUUCUCAUGAGAUAACAUUCGUCACAGAUAUGAAAAAGGCGAUGAGUGAAUCCCUCGGGUCUGUGUUUCCGAAUUGUUUCUAUGGUUAUUGCCUGCAUCGGCUAACAGAAAGCCUGAAAAAGAAAUUUAAGGGAUCAUUAACUCUAGAGGUUGUUCGUGUGCUAAUUUCUGAAUUCCAUAAAGCCGCCCACGCACCAACUGCCGAAGAGUUCAAGAAGUGCAUUGAGACGAUAAAAAAUAUAUCACCCGAGGCUUACGAGUGGGUCCUGCAAACUGAACCUGAGCACUGGGCAAAUGCAUUUUUUAAGGGGGCUAGGUACAAUCAUCUUAAAUCUAGUGUUACAGAAUCAUUUUGUGAUUGGGUUUCUGAUUUACCUGCAAUGCCAAUCACACAAGUGAUCGAAACGAUACGCCGUAAAAUGAUGGAGUUCAUCUAUACACGGAAGAUGGAUUCAGAUCAGUGGUCAACAAAGCUUGCCCCCUCUUCAGAGGAAAACCUCCGACGAAGCCUUGUCGAUUCACGUUCUCUUGAAGUAGUACUUUCACCCGGCAGUUGUUUCAAGGUUCGUGAUACUUUGGACAUAAUGAACGUCGUCAGCCUCGAAAAUUGGGAGUGUAGUUGCAGGGAAUGGCAGAUAAACGGCCUACCGUGUUUACAUGCCGCGGCAGCGAUCGAGCAUGUAGGCAAGGAUGUGUAUGAUUAUUGCUACAGAUACUUUACGACCGAGGCUUUUAAAAUUACAUAUUCCGAAUCCAUAAACCCGGUUCCAUCCUUAGACGGGUGUACACAACGGGAAUCGUCGGAAGUGCUUGUACAUCCCCCUUGCAUAGCCCGUCCGGUGGGGCGGCCAAAGGAAAGAAAAUACGCACUUAUAUCCGAGCAAGCUGUUAAGAGAUCACUUCAGUGCAGCAAGUGCAAAAAGCUUGGGCACAACAAAAGGAAAUGCAAGCAAUCUUCUUAGGUGUAAAAGUAGUAAUUUAUUGUGUGUAGUUUUUGUACAAGUUAAUCCAUGGAAUCCAAAUAUAACCAGGCAUUUGUGAGCACCUG
This is a messenger RNA of Hibiscus syriacus, 2443 nucleotides long. Its product is annotated as 50S ribosomal protein L3-2, mitochondrial-like. Bases 849 to 2357 code for a protein of 502 amino acids. Gene Ontology annotation, molecular function: zinc ion binding; structural constituent of ribosome. Gene Ontology annotation, cellular component: mitochondrial large ribosomal subunit; ribosome. Gene Ontology annotation, biological process: translation. Lineage: Eukaryota; Viridiplantae; Streptophyta; Magnoliopsida; Malvales; Malvaceae. The transcript is spliced from 3 exons. The record is from RefSeq and is a predicted model, not a curated record.